UAACUGGUGGGUCCAAGGUCACAUCAUUCUGGAAAUGUUUUUAUUAGCUUUGUGAGCUACAAAUAAGCCAAUAUUGAGCUAUUUAUAUUAGUUUAUUCUACUCCAUUGCCUUUUAAUUCCUAUAUCUCUUUUCAACAAAUAGUUGAAAACAUUCCUAUGAGAUUGUUACAGUCUGAUAUUGUUCGAUAGCAGACAAGAAGAUAGAUAAUGGCUCAGCUUUUAUCAACCUGCUUCUUUAUUUUGAUAUCAAUGCAACUGGCUGAUUCGUCCGGUGUGUUUGAGUUGAAAGUGCAUUCUUUCACAAACACUGGCAGUGUGUGUGAACAGUCCAGAGACUGUCAGAUUUUUUUCCGUGUUUGCCUGAACUACUCCCUGGAUGUCACAUUUAUUACACUGCUGUGUAAUAAUGGCACAGUACAGAUAGGAACAUUUGACGCAGACCAGAGCUUCAUCUCCAGCAGUGCGCCAAUAACGGUACCUUUUAAAUUCAAGUGGCCAGGAAAUAUCUCAUUGAUAAUUGAAGCAUGGAAUGAAGAGUCUUCCUCUGACCAGUCAACAGAGAAUUGGUACAGGAUGAUUAACCGCUUCACCACCAAUAAAAGACUGGCUGUGUCCAAGGGAUGGUCCCACGAUGUGCACCGCGGGGAGAAAAGUGAACUGCGCUAUUCAUACCGUGUAGUGUGUGAUGAGUUCUAUCAUGGCGAUAACUGCUCUGAUUUCUGCCGCCCACGUAAUGAUCCCUUUGCUCACUUCAACUGUGAUGCCACUGGCAAUAGAAUUUGCUUGGCUGAAUGGAAAGGCGAAUAUUGCGCAGAGCCUAUCUGCUCGUCUGGCUGUAACGAGGAUCACGGCUAUUGUGAGGCCCCUGGUGAGUGCAAGUGCCGCUUGGGCUGGCAGGGGCCCCUCUGUGAUGAGUGUGUCAAACACCCGGGGUGCUUACAUGGCACCUGCAGUCAACCUUGGCAGUGCAGUUGCAAGGAGGGAUGGGGUGGCCUGUUCUGCGAUCGGAAUCUGAAUGCCUGAAUUCUUGGUUAAGCAUUGUCCCUGUAAUGGGCUUAUACAAGGAAGCACAUUUUUGAAGUACAAAUGAUUUCUUUCUCUUUGGACUAUGGUUUAAUUUGAGUAUUUAUGGAAAGUAAAAAAUUGUCAGAAGAAAUGUCUUAAUGGUGGUGGUUACAUUUUAGUUCAUUAGGCCAUGGAAAUAUGGUAACAGACUGCAAGCAGUACUACUAAUUAAACACAACAAUGUUUAAAAUGGAUUCAUUUUGAAUCCAAUCAGUUCCUUAAAAGUUAGUCAUAUAAAAUGAGUAACUGCAAAUGGAACAUCUGGAAAAAUAAAGAAAUGUUAAGCAAUGUGUUAAACUAAUAUUGUGUUAAUUGAUAACACCCAACAUGUUUAUGAAUAGUAAUAUAUAAAUUAAUUUAAUAUAUAACACAAACAAGUUACAAUUAUUGGUAAGAUUAUUAAUGAGUGAGAGUAAUUAUCUCAUGUAUUAACACAGACUUCAAAGUUGAAGAACUUUUGUCAA
This is a messenger RNA of Xyrauchen texanus (razorback sucker), 1529 nucleotides long. RefSeq names its product delta-like protein C. The record is from RefSeq and is a predicted model, not a curated record. Gene Ontology annotation, biological process: Notch signaling pathway; multicellular organism development; cell communication. The transcript has 5 exons. Gene Ontology annotation, cellular component: membrane. Lineage: Eukaryota; Metazoa; Chordata; Actinopteri; Cypriniformes; Catostomidae. The coding region runs from base 208 to 1023 and encodes 271 amino acids.